UGGGGGGUUUAUUUUCGAAAGAAAAAGAACACGAAUGUGGGAGUGUUUGUUUGAACUUUGUUUGUCGCUGGAUGUAGAUUGUCUUGUUGUGACUGUGAAUCUGUGAUGCAAACAGAAAAUGACUUCUGGAGAAGAAACUCAGUUUACAUUUGUCUGCUAGGAACAUGUCGAGGGGAUAACUGAAAGAGUUCAGAGAUUGUAGGAAUUUGCUGCAGGUGGUCAGCAAGUACCGACUUCAUUUGGAAAUCAAAAUCGUUAAUUUAGCCGAGAGGCUUUCGUGUGCUUCUGGAGGUGUAAUUGGCCAAUUUGUUGAGGGGUCUGUUAUGCUACAUCAAGCAGAGCUGUAGUGAUUGGGAUCAGUAAUGCAGAGCAUAGUCUCUCAUUGAGAAUAUCCCUGCAGCUCGUCCAAACCUCCAUUUGAUUCUUCUUGUAGUGCCAUGGCAAGAGUAUCACCCCUUUUGAUGCAUUUGAUUCUUUUUGUCAUUCUAUUUUCAGUCAGUCAUGCCAAAGGCAAUUCAUCCUCCGAAGCUGUCACCCUUCUCAGAAUUCAGCGACUUUUAAACCUUCCUGCUGUUUUCAGUAGAUCAUAUAAAUAUUCAAAUUUUUGCAACAUUGAACCAAGUUUGUCUUUCACAAUCAUAUGCUAUGAAGGAAAAAUAACCCAGCUGCAUAUAAUUGGUGAAAAAAAUGCUCCUCUCUUGCCAAAAAACUUCUCAAUGAACCUGUUUGUCACGACUCUUGUCAGACUUCCUAGCUUGAAGGUCCUCACAUUGGUCUCUCUUGGUUUAUGGGGACCUUUGCCUGGUAAAAUCUCAAAAUUAUCAGCAUUGGAAAUACUUAAUGUUACUUCAAAUUUCCUUUAUGGUGUCAUCCCUCAAGAGCUUUCAUCACUGUCAAACCUGCAAACAAUUGUUCUUGAUGAUAACAUGUUUUCUGGACCACUUCAAGAUUGGAUGAGUUCAUUCCCUCUUCUGGCUGUUUUUAGUGCAAAGAAGAAUUUGUUGAAUGCAUCUUUGCCCAACACAUUGAGUGGUUUGGAAAGUCUUCGAGUUCUUGGGCUUUCUCAUAACCACUUGUUUGGGGAAGUUCCUGAUCUUAGUGGUUUGACAAAUCUUCAAGUUCUUGAAUUGGAUGAUAAUGCUUUUGGUCCUCAGUUUCCUAAACUUGGCAAGAAGUUGGUGACCCUUGUACUCAGUAAGAACAAAUUUAGGUCUGGCAUACCUGCUGAAGUGAGCUCCUAUUAUCAGUUAGAACGGCUUGAUAUUUCUUGCAAUAUGUUUGUCGGGCCAUUUCCACCAACAUUGCUAUCUCUACCUUCCAUAACCUAUCUUAAUGUUUCACAAAACAAACUCACAGGAAUGCUUUUUGAAAAUUUGUCUUGCAAUGCUGAGCUUCAAUCUGUUGAUUUGUCCUCAAAUCUGCUGGCUGGAAGCUUACCUACAUGUCUUCUGUCGGAUUCUAAGGACAAUGUUGUCUUGUAUGCUAGGAAUUGUUUAUCAGUUGGAAAUCAGAGUCAACAUCCACUUCCAUAUUGCCGCAAUGAAGCAUUAGCGGUUGGAAUCAUCCCAGAGAGAAGCAAGCAAAAAAGAGCUUCUAAAUCAAUUCUUGCAUUAGGUAUAGUUGGUGGGAUUUUUGGAGGAGUUGUACUUGUCAGCCUAAUUUUUGUUGCACAUAGAAGAAUGAAUACCAACAAAGUAAUGAAGAAGUCUCCAACAAGAUCAAUAACAGAAAAUGCAUCAAGUGGAUAUACCUCAAAGUUACUAUCUGAUGCAAGAUAUAUAUCGCAAACAAUGAAGCUGGGAGCGCUUGGCCUACCAAGUUAUCGAACAUUUUCAUUAGAUGAACUUGAGGAAGCAACAAACAAUUUUGAUACAUCAACAUUUAUGGGUGAAGGCUCGCAUGGGCAGAUGUACAGAGGCCAGUUAAAGGAUGGCUCUUUUGUAGCCAUCAGAUGCUUAAAACUGAAAACAACUCACAGUACUCAAAACUUCAUGCACCAUAUAGAGCACAUUUUGAAACUAAGGCAUCGUCAUUUGGUCAGUGCUCUUGGACACUGCUAUGAGUGUUACCUGGAUGAUUCUAGUGUCAGCAGAAUAUUUCUUGUUUUCGAAUAUGUACCAAAUGGCACACUAAGAAGCUGGAUCUCUGAGGGACAUCCCAGACGUUCACUUACUUGGACUCAACGUAUCUUAGCUGCAAUAGGCAUAGCAAACGGCAUUCAGUUUUUGCAGACAGGGAUCAUCCCUGGUCUAUAUUCAAAUAACCUUAAAAUAACAGAUGUUUUACUGGAUCAGAAUCUUGUUGCAAAGAUUAGCAGUUAUAACCUUCCGCUCCUAGAAGAAACUAUUGAGCAGGUUGGUCAAGGAGUUUCUUCAGGUGCAUCCACAAGUUCCCAUGGUCGUGCAAGGAUGAAACAUGGUGCAACUGAUGUUCAUGAUUUUGGAGUAAUAGUGCUGGAAAUGAUAAAGGGGAGACCAGUCAAAUCAAGGACUCAAGUCGGAGUUUUGAAAGAUCAGCUACAAGUGGUUAUUGCAGCUGAUGAUGCAGCUCGUAGAAGUAUGGUUGAUCCACGAGUUAAGCAGACAUGCUUGGCUCAAUCAUUGAUGACGAUGAUGGAAAUUUGUUUCAGGUGUCUGCAUAACGAGCCAGCAGAUAGACCUUCUUUUGAUGAUAUUCUGUGGAACUUGCAGUAUGCCGCACAAGUUCAGGAUGCAUGGCAGCAGGGAGAAUGCCCGAGUAGUGAUGGCUCUCCAAUUUCACCUUCACAACCUCCACGCCUCACCUUUUAGCAUAUUGAAAGUUACCGGGGUUCCAUAAUCCUGAGUAUCAUAUAUAUUUCUCCCUAAGUUUUUGAUUCCUUGUGGAACAGAUAAACAUAUACGCAUGAUGAUUAAAAUUAUCAAUCUGGUACCAUUUGGCUACUG
Argentina anserina (silverweed cinquefoil) is the source of this 2924-nucleotide messenger RNA. Its product is annotated as probable inactive leucine-rich repeat receptor-like protein kinase At3g03770. Gene Ontology annotation, molecular function: protein binding; ATP binding; protein kinase activity. Bases 438 to 2789 code for a protein of 783 amino acids. The record is from RefSeq and is a predicted model, not a curated record. Gene Ontology annotation, biological process: protein phosphorylation. The transcript has 9 exons. Lineage: Eukaryota; Viridiplantae; Streptophyta; Magnoliopsida; Rosales; Rosaceae.